Messenger RNA from Penicillium concentricum, 1719 nucleotides. RefSeq names its product carotenoid oxygenase family protein. The record is from RefSeq and is a predicted model, not a curated record. The annotation marks the transcript as partial. Gene Ontology annotation, biological process: carotene catabolic process. The transcript is spliced from 2 exons. Gene Ontology annotation, molecular function: carotenoid dioxygenase activity. NCBI's taxonomy places the organism in Eukaryota, Fungi, Ascomycota, Eurotiomycetes, Eurotiales, Aspergillaceae.
UCUAGUCAAUUAUCACUUUGCAAAAAAAAGCCUUCUAUUGUUCCAGAUUCAACAGCCAUGGAGAUUCAUACAAAUGAAGAUCAUUACAACAAUUGGCCUAAUGACAAAGGUUUCGAUCCCGAAUACGAACAGCGCAAGCCCGUCGAGCUUCCUGUGACAGGAGAUAUUCCUACCUACGCUGCUGGAACCUUGUACCGUACAGGUCCAGGGAAAAGUCAACUCAAAGCUGAGAAUGGAAACACACUACGUCUCUCCCACUGGUUUGAUGGAUUCGGUCAAACCCAUCGUUUCCAGAUCAUUGCUCCAGAUGACUCUCAUACAUCGCCUCGCGUUUUGUACAACUCCCGUUUUUCAACCGACGAUCUGAUCGAAAAAGCAAGAAAGACGGGAUCUCUAGACGAGAACGGUUUCGGACAGAAACGCGAUCCUUGCAAGAGCGUCUUAGGAAAAGUCCAGACUGAAUAUGUCCCGCAACCCACGCAGCCCACUCCGUCGAGUAUAAACAUAUCUGUGACCCUUUCAAUCAACGUUCCGGGCCUCGAUUCCAAGCCCGAUGAGUCAACUGCUCGCUGGGGUGAUUCUCAGGGAAUCAGAACUCUCUAUGCGAAGACCGACUACAAUGCCUUCAAGAAGCUCGAUCCAGAAACCCUGGAACCCAUCGGCAUGGCCUCGCAGACUACCCUACAUCCUGAGCUUUCGGGAACCCGCUCUGCAUCUCAUGCCCGAUCUGAUCCUAUCACGGGAGAUAUGUUCAACUACAAUCUCACCCUAGGACCAAGCUGUACAUAUCGUGUCUUCGGGGUCUCAGCUUCAACAGGGGAAACUACAAUCCUAGCAACCUUCCCCGCAACACCAGCUUAUCUUCACUCCCUUCUCAUCACCGAGGACCAUGUUAUUCUGUGUGUGUGGAACGCGCACAUAAAUCCCCAACCGUUGGACUCCUCAUUCCUCGAGUCAAUCUUACCAACAGACCCAAGUCAGCCGGCAGUGUGGUAUGUCAUUGACCGCAAGCACGGCAAGGGAUUGAUCGCGACAUACGAAAGCCCUGCAUUCUUUUGCUUCCACACGGUCAACGCAUGGCUCGAACCCUCAAAGGAGAAUCCCGCGGAAAUGGACAUUGUGGCAGAUGUUGUGAGAACCGACAACUCUGAAUUUUUGCAUUCUCUUUAUUACGAGAACUUGAUCUCUUCGUCGGAUACAGCCAAGACCUUCCAAAAGAAGAGAGACGAUUCUUUCCGUACAUCUUUUACCCGGUUCCGCCUGCCUACGGUGCCUUCCACUCCAUGCACCGAGCCCAAGAAAGCAAUAGUGGAGUGGUCCGUUUGCAAAUCGUUGUCGCCUGAACUACCGACUAUGAAUCCGACAAAGGUCACCCAGAAACACCGAUAUGUCUACGCUGCGACCUUCCGUGGAGAGGCAACUCUGACAGAUGGUAUCAUGAAGCUCGAUUGUGAUACCCAGCAUGUUCAGCUCUGGGCAUGCCAUGGCCAAUCUCCCGGUGAGCCCAUUUUCGUCGCCAACCCCGAGGGCACUAGUGAGGAUGAUGGUGUACUUCUCAGUGUGGUUCUCGAUGGGAUGCGUGGCAAGAGCUAUUUGCUCUGCCUUGAUGCUCGUAGCUUGAUGGAAAUUGGUCGAGCAAAUGUCGAUGGGGCUGUUGGGUUGGGAUUCCAUGGACAACAUGUUCCGGCUGUGGGUGGAAUGCCUACGGGUGACUACUAA